AAGUUCGUGAAAGAAAGAAACAAAGCGCCAGAUGUUAAUGGGUUGGUUAGGCAGUUGAUUUGGAAUAUUUUUACUGCGGAUUGCAGGAUUAAACAUUUCUUCAAAAUAAAUCCUUUAAUAUUAUUCCUCUAGUUUUAAGUGACAGUGGUGUUAUUUAACGAAAUUAUCAAAUACAUGGCCAAGUAAAUUCAGAGACGUCUCGACGACUGGAAAUUGAAAAUAAAAUGGCGAUUUGAAUAGAAAUGGUAGACGUAUGAAUUCUGCUUUUGGACAAUCUACAAUGGAAGAUACGUCGCUUAAUCAGAACGGGGGACAAAUGGGCUCGCAGGCUGCUAGUUCAGCCAACAAUAAACAAAAUGAGGAGCCCCAGCAGCAACAGAAAACUCAUUAUUCCAUACCGGGAAUAUUGCAUUUUAUCCAACAUGAAUGGGCUAGGUUUGAGCUGGAAAGAUCACAAUGGGAAGUGGAUAGAGCCGAAUUACAAGCUAGGAUUGCAUUUUUACAAGGCGAAAGAAAAGGCCAAGAAAAUCUGAAAAACGAUCUGGUACGGCGCAUUAAAAUGUUAGAAUACGCCUUGAAACAGGAGAGAGCAAAGUUUCAUAAAUUAAAAUACGGUACAGAACUUCAGCAGGGCGAUAUGAAACCUCCCGUCAUCGAUGAGAAUGGCGAAUCGCAAAUUGACCAGGAUCAAAGCUAUGUUUCAGUGUCAAAUUCCACUUGGAAACAAGGAAGACAGCUGUUGAAACAAUACUUACAAGAAAUCGGUUAUACUGAUAGAAUUAUCGAUGUCAGAUCGACCAGAGUGCGAGCAUUACUCGGUUUAAACAAUAAUAAUGGAGAUCAGGAAGAGAAUCAUAAUAGUGGUUCGGUGAACGGGAAUGAAUCUAACAAGAGGGCCAGUGAAACGCAAGGAAGAAGAACACCAGCUAAAAAAGCACAACCAAGUUCACUAGCUGAAGCCAUGAUGCUGGAAACUGAAGCAGCCGUUAUGGUCAAUUUUGGAUUUUUGGGCAAUUCUGAUGUAGACAUGGAUGACGACGACGAUAUGAGCGACGACGGCGAUCUUGAUCCUAGUGUAGAGAUGGAGGAUGAAGUUAAAAACAUCAAGAAAGAAGGUGAAGAUGUGGACGCUCUAGCUUUAGAAGUUUUUAAUGAAUUGAACAGGUUGUCGGAAGCGGAAAAAAAGCAAGAGCUAAAAAACGAUCCGAACGAUUGGAAUAAAAUACAAGUUCCAAAAAGGCCUUUGGGAAUUAACGAUGAGGACAAUAUCGAUUCGACUUUAGGUUUAGGAGAAUUGGCACAGUUGACAGUUAAUAAUGAUGCGGAAAGCACCUACGAUAUUGCCAGUAGCAAGGAGGCAUUUCGUAAAACGUGGAACGCCAAAUAUACAUUGAGGAGUCAUUUUGAUGGGGUAAGAGCAUUGGCUUUCCAUCCAACUGAACCGGUUUUAAUAACGGCAAGUGAAGACCAUACUUUGAAAUUAUGGAAUUUACAGAAAACUGUACCAGCUAAAAAGAGUGCCAGUUUAGAUGUUGAACCAUUGUACACUUUCAGAAGUCAUACAGGUCCUGUCUUAUCUUUGGCAAUUUCUGGAACUGGAGAACACUGUUAUUCCGGUGGUUUAGAUGGCAUAAUUAAUUGUUGGAAUGUCCCAAAUUCAAACAUUGAUCCAUAUGAUCUCUUUGAACCAGAUGUGUUAAAUACUGCUCUACAAGGACACUCGGAUGCGGUAUGGGGAUUGUCGGUGUUGCACACCAGACAACAGUUGCUUUCUUGUUCUUCCGACGGAACUAUUAAGCUGUGGUCUCCACAUAGCAAGGUACAGCUGCUAAAUACCUUCUCCUCAGAACAAGACGGUAUCCCAUCGAGCGUCGACUUUGCGGGCGACGAACCAAAUCGAAUAGUGGCUUCUUUUGCCUCGUCGCAUUGUGUAAUUUUCGAUGCGGAAACGGGAAAACAAGUGUUGCGUUUAGAGUCCUCUAGCCAAGACGGUGUCAACUUGACGGCCAAGCAAAUCAACAAGAUCGUUUGUCACCCCACCCUGUCAUUAACUAUUACGGCUCACGAGGACAGGCAUAUACGGUUUUGGGACAACACAACAGGAAAAAUGGUGCAUUCUAUGGUCGCGCACUUGGACGCAGUUACCAGUUUGGCCGUGGACCCCAAUGGACUUUAUUUGCUGUCUGGCUCCCAUGACUGUUCCAUCCGGCUCUGGAACUUGGACAACAAAACGUGCGUCCAAGAGAUCACGGCGCAUCGCAAAAAGUACGACGAAAGCAUCCUAGAUGUCGCUUUCCAUCCAUCCAGACCGUAUAUAGCUAGCGCAGGCGCUGACGGUUUGGCCAAAGUUUUCGUCUAGAUUUCGAGAAUAGAUCGUGUGAAAAAUAUAAAUCCAAGAGUAAAAGUCAUACAGUGUGAUCACAGAGUAGAUAAUUGAGGUGAUGUGUGAAUAAUAUACUCGCUGCCAAUCCUGUACAAGUAUAAUAUGGCGAUCGUCUAUCGAAUGACGUUAAAAUUGAAGUGAUUGCAAAAUGUAGCCCUUUUUUUUAUUAUAUCCUAAGUUAAAAUAUCUUAAAACUAUGAAAUAAUCAGUAGUAGUUCGGUGCUUUUUUAAGCUGUAUCUCUAUUUAUACAGAGUGUUUCGAAAAACAUGUGCCAUCUCGUGGGGAGAUUCCUCGCGUAAAAAUAAGAUUUAUUACUUAUAUCAAAAUAGGUCUGAUUCUGCGUUGUUUCAUAGCUACAGGGGGUUAAAGUUUUCAUUUAUUGUUCGAUUUAUUAUAAUUUUCUUCCAACUGCUUUCAGCAAUUUUUUCCAAAUGAAAUUUUUAAGCUGAAAGUUUCUAUAAGAGAGACACAUUUUAAUGCUAAAAAAGUCUUGACAAAUUCACCCGGGACGUGCAUAUGGCUUAUCACUGGGAUAUUUUUCUAAUAAUUCUAUAAAAUGUGACACAUUUGGAAAAAAUUAUAAUAUAUUGAAAAAAUGAAGAUUUUAACUCCCGGUAGCUACCAAACAAUGGAGAAUUGAAUCAAUUUCUAUUUAUCACAUGUUUUUAAAAAACCCUCUAUUUUUUCUUUUUCAAAAAUAAAAAAGGCUACAUCACUUAAAUAAAUUUUAAAUUUUAAAUGAAGGGCGAUAAGCGUUUAUGUCUUUAUAGCAGUGAUAAUAUAUGAUUCAUAUAUAGUCUUUACCAAGCAAAGUAAUAUUAACUUAUUCUCGUCGAUUAUUGCCCUAUUUUUUAUAUCAAGUACAUAUUUUUUCUUUCUGUUGUGUGACUUUGAUGUUAAAUUAAAUAGUACAAUCUCUGUCAUUCAACGAAAAUGUUUUAAAAUGUACAGUAUCUGCUAAAAAUUCCAAGCAUAAAUGUAUAUAAUUUCUGUACAGUAAGAAUUAUUAAAAAUACAAAAAAUUUUGAAGAAAAAUAUACAUAUUGGUUAAUUAUAUAAUGUACAAAAAUAGUGUCAGUCAUUUACGAUAAAAUCGACUCUAAAUAUGUAUGAUAUACAGACUAAAAAUCACAAAGAGUGAUGAGUUAGAGCUAUGAUGAGAACUAUCUAUUAUUGGUUUUAACAGAGUUUCAUUGAUGAUAAUUGUUAAUAUACGUAGUUUUUCUCAUUGCUUAAUUUAUUAAUACAUUUAAAAAGAGAGUAAGACAUGUAGCUCUUAGCUAUAACAAUUUUUAUUUAAUUAAAAAGCGAUAAUAUUCAAAAUAUUGUACAUGGCCUUUGAUCAUAUGGUCGAGGACCGCGGUUCGGAUUCCGCGCAAAGAAAGUAGGCCCCGUCCAGAUUAGCCUCAGCAGAAAAAAGAGACGUUAAACACCACCUUGAACUUUGAACACUCAACCAGUGAUUUUUUUUUUGGUCAAAUUUUAAGUAUAUUUAUUUGUCAUAAUGUUAUUGUAUAACUUCAAUAACGCCAGCUGUCAAAUUUUCACUAACGCUAUAGAUGUAUAAAAAUUAUAAUACCACAAAAUAGUUUUUACAUAUAAAAAACAUUUUAGAAAAUGCAAAAAAAACUUUUGAAUUAGUAAAUCUCCUUUGAAAACGUUUUCGGUUAACGAUUGUUGUAAAAAGUUUACUUUAUUCUCUUAUAUUUAAACUUUUUUUUAAUUUCAUGUUUUGUCUAGGAAUCAAAGAUUAUGCCGAAAUAAAAAGUAAUUAUUAUGUUAAGAUGGGAAAAAUGCCAUAAUAUAAGUUGGGAAUAAAAUAAGGUUAUAAAAAGAUAAAGUUGUCUCGUAACUCGAUCCGCCAUUUUCGGAAACGUCAUCAACUGCGUCACUGCUAUGCGGCCCACCAUAGAUAAAGGGAUAAAAACUGCCGAUAGACCGACAGUGCAUUUCCGAUAUUCAUUGUGUAUGGCGUCCAUAGUUUUCAGUUGUUUGAUAAUUGUUUUCUUUAUUUCAUUUCCCAUUUAUCUCUCUUUGUUCGUUGCAUUUUAUUUUCUAUCCCUUUAUCUAUUAUUUUAUACGUUUUGUAGCAUACCUGUGACGUAGUUGCCGCUUCGCUCCUAUUGGUCCAAAAGUUACGAGGCAACCUGUUUAAUAUAGUAAUCCUGCGAAUAAAAUGCCAUUUCUGCCCCUCUAUUUUUUCUACAAUUUUUGCCUGUAGUUUUUUGUACAUCAAAACGUAAAAGAAACGUCAAAUAAGGUCAAAUGUACUCUGUUGUAUUAGGGGUUUAAGUGAAAUUAUUUAUAAUGUUUUGAUGCAAAGAAAAUGUGUCAGUUAAAAAAAUUUGAAAACAAUUAGGUAUUCAAAAUACGUUAUCUUUAUUUCUGGGCAUUUAUAUUGUAGAGUAACUAUCAACACCGCAUUCUGCAAUUUGUAGUUGUACCAAACCAAAACGACAAACCAGUAGAUAAAUAUAUAUAAUAGAGGUAUAACAGGGGAAUAAAAUACUGGGGAAUACCCGAACUCAGAAUUUCAACAGUAAGACCGGGCCAUAAUUUUCCCGGUAUUGUUACGUUGUGGUCGUAGAUUUGUAAAAAAACGUAUGCUAUUUAGAAUCAAAAAUAAGGAAUAACUUUAAAAAUUAAAAAAAAAUCAUAGGGGGCGUUCUUGUUGCUUAUACAUGUUCUUAUACAACCCUUACAAGGGAACGUUCCUGCACAAUGAUCCAGAACGUUCGCGAAAGUUUCCUUGUAACAAAUGGUAACGUUUUAUUCCAAUACUGAUUAUAACUUAGGCAUUCGAGGUGAAGUCUACAUAAAGAAUUUUGAUGCAUUUUUAGUUUUUUGAAGUAAAUACAUUUAAAUUUUAGCAGAUAUUGUAUGUAUUAAUUCUCAUCCUGUUCAAGAUGUGUAUGGAUUCUAACUUAUUUACUUGACCAUUUUAAUUUGGCCUAAAUUAAAAAUGAUAAGCAUUUUUCUCCUUAAUAUUAUGUAGAUGUAGAUAAUGUGUGUGUAAACUAAGACAAGUAUUUUUUUAUUAGACAAUGUUUAGAAUAUAGCACUAUGUAAUCAUGUCAGAUAUUGGUAGGAGCUAUUGAUUAAAGUUUGGAGAAAGGUAUACCAACUUAAUUUGUGUUUAAAAUCAUAUAUUUUUCGUAAUUACCUAUAAUCAUAUAUUAUAUAGAAACUAGUAUAUAUCGCCUCUAAACUGCACUUUGUGGAGUCGAGCCAGUGAAAUAGGUUAUAAAUCUCCUGAUGGAAUUUGUUUGAUCGACAAUGCCCAAUCGAUUUUCUGAAUUUUAGACUGGCGCAAUUCGCCAGUACUUCCCUAGCUACCAGAAGUACUUUGGACCAGGUAUCUGGUUGUCUCUGACUCGGCUUCAAUUCAAACACAUUGUAGAUAUAGGGGAUAAUCCAUAUAGUAGUUUCUAUAUACCGAUUUCGUCAUCGUAGAAGCGUAGUCUGGAUUUUAACGUGUAAGACAGUGAUGAAGGCGGUUUAAUGAAUAAUCAAAUGUAUUAAAAAAAGAAAAACAUUUGGGUUGAUAGACUUAUUAGACAGUUUUUGAUCUUGUGUUCGUUUUGACGCUUAACAUAGACGCGAGCCGCUUGCUGUUAACGUUAUGUUAAA
This is a messenger RNA of Sitophilus oryzae (rice weevil), 6014 nucleotides long. It is a transcript of the gene Cka, whose product is annotated as striatin-3. The transcript is spliced from 8 exons. Gene Ontology annotation, molecular function: protein binding. Lineage: Eukaryota; Metazoa; Arthropoda; Insecta; Coleoptera; Curculionidae. The coding region runs from base 254 to 2359 and encodes 701 amino acids. The record is from RefSeq and is a predicted model, not a curated record.